This is a messenger RNA of Ascochyta rabiei, 366 nucleotides long. RefSeq lists its product as uncharacterized. The record is from RefSeq and is a predicted model, not a curated record. NCBI's taxonomy places the organism in Eukaryota, Fungi, Ascomycota, Dothideomycetes, Pleosporales, Didymellaceae. The transcript is spliced from 2 exons. The coding region runs from base 1 to 366 and encodes 121 amino acids.
AUGACCAACUCGCUGGAGUCUUCACGACCCAUGCUGGCCAGCUCGGCCGGCAACCGCGCCUCCACCCGCAUGUCCACCUACAGCGCCACGCCCACCCUCACACCCUCCAUCGCGCCCUCGCACCUCUCCGAUGCUUCGGCGGCCGACCCCAAGUCCCAGGACAUCAAGACGUGGAACGCCGGCUUCGAGCGCCUCGAGGACAAGCGCCUCGUCCAGCAGCGCUACAUCCCCAGCGACAACAAGACGGCCGACAUGAGCAAGCUGGCACUCGGCGCAAAGGUCCAGCGCGCCCUUGACCGCCGCAUGUCGAGCCAGGACGCCGUCUUCACCAACAAGGGCCUCAGCGAGAAGAAGAUCCCUGUCUAA